Molecule: messenger RNA, 1579 nt
Organism: Aegilops tauschii subsp. strangulata
Lineage: Eukaryota; Viridiplantae; Streptophyta; Magnoliopsida; Poales; Poaceae
Biological process (GO): regulation of DNA-templated transcription
Molecular function (GO): double-stranded DNA binding
Source: RefSeq, a predicted model, not a curated record
CACUUGGGUCGAACCAGAGCACCCACGGAAAUCUUGUGCCCGGCUCCUCAUUCCCGCACCAAACCGGCCGUCGCGCGUUCCCCUUUACCUCGCCGCCGGCGCCACCGCGCCGUCGCGCCGCCAUGCUCUGCCUCCGCCUCCGUUGCCGUGCCCUCUCCCAGCUCCUCUCGUCCCCCUCCUCCUCUCCUAUCUCCCAGCUCCGCCGCCUCCUCUCUGCCGCCGCGCCUGUCGUCUCCCCAAACCCUAGCUUCGCCGUCGAGGAUUACCUCGUCUCCACCUGCGGCCUCACCCGAGCGCAGGCCCUCAAGGCGUCCGCGAAGCUCUCCCACCUCAAGUCCCCCUCCAAGCCUGAUGCCGUCCUCGCCUUCCUCGCCGGCCUCGGCCUCCCCGGCGCCGACGUGGCCGCCCUCGUCGCCAGGGAUCCCAAGUUCCUCUGCGCCGGCGUGGAGGCAAUACUGGCCCCCAACGUCGUCGGGCUCACCGGCCUCGGUCUCUCGCGUUCUGACAUCGCGCGCCUCGUCUCGGUUGCCGGCAAUCACUUCCGCUGUAGAUCCAUGGUCACCAAUCUGCAGUACUGCUUGUGCCUCCUCGGGUCCUACGAGAAUCUCCUCUCUGCUAUCAAGCGCAAAUCCUACAUUCUCUCGUCCAACGUCGAGAGGGUUAUCAAGCCCAACGUCGCGGUCCUGCGAGAGUUUGGGCUUGGUCCUUGUGAUAUUGCCAAGCUGUGCCAUGCUCAGCCAUGGCUCCUCACCUGCAACCCAGAGCGUGUGCGGGCGAUGGCAGUGUGCGUCGAAGGUCUGGGUGUACCCCGUAGAUCUGGGAUGUUCAGGCAUGCGCUGAAUGCUGUUACAUUUAUCAGCGAAGAGAAAAUCGCCGCCAAAUUGGAGCACUUGAAGAAAACGUUCAGGUGGUCGGAUGCUGAGCUGCGCAUUGCUAUUUCUAAGGCUCCAAUGGUGCUGAAUAGGGCUAACGAGUUUCUGCAGAGAAAGUCAGAGUUCCUGAUCUCUGAUUUGGGGUUGGAGCCGGCAUACAUUGCUCAUCGCCCGGUAAUGCUUUUGUACAGCCUGGAGGGCCGGUUAAGGCCCCGGUGCUACGCUGUGAAGUUUCUUAAGGCAAAUGGAUUGCUAGGUCCUGAUCGAGACUUGUAUUCCGCAGUCGCAUUGAGUGAGAAGUUAUUCAUAGAGAAGUACAUAUGCCCUCACAAGGAAGCUGCACCCUGCUUAGCUGAAGACUAUGCUGAUGCUUGCAAAGGGCUAGUGCCAACUAAUUUCAGAAUUACAUGAAGCAAGGACGUGCUAUGGAAAUUGGUAACUGUGUAUGACUAUGACAGAGUUUUUACCAUUCCUAGUAAGCUGGUAAUUCACAUUAGUGUUUUUUUUUCUAAAUAGAGAUUGAUUUUUUUGCUGUAGUACGCAUUCCACAUGCUGGUUUGCUUGUUGCUAAUGCCUAAUGAAUUGAUAGUUUAAUUCUUGAACCCCGUGGUGUUGAUGUAAUGAUGUUCGUCGUUAAAUAGAUGUGAAAGCAUUGCCUACAAUCUCUGGAAUGGAGAGUCCAUGAAUAUAUUUGUGUUUCCGACUUC